AAGCUCGUACCAACUCGCCAAAUUAAAGCAUUCCCCAAUCAAUCCUUCCUUCCGUCGUCGUUUAUCAAACAAUGGCGACCAAGCCCAAAGUCUUCUUCGACGUGUCCAUCGGCGAAGCCCCCGCCGGCCGGAUCGUGAUGGAGCUGUUCGGGGGCACAACGCCGAUGACGGCGGAGAACUUCCGCGCGCUGUGCACGGGGGAGAAGGGAGUGGGGAAAAACGGGAAGCCGCUCCACUACAAGGGAUCCAAGUUCCACCGCGUGAUCCCCGGGAUGAUGUGCCAGGGAGGCGAUUUCGUCAGCGGCGACGGCACCGGCGGGGAGUCGAUCUUCGGGCGGCGGUUCCGCAACGAGAACUUCGAGGAGAAGCACACUGGGCCCGGGAUCCUGUCGAUGGUGAACUUCGGCCCGGAUACCAACGGGUCCCAGUUCUCCAUAAUGCUGGUCCGGGCCCCGUGGCUGGACGGGAAGAACGUCGUGUUCGGCAAGGUCGUCGACGGGAUGGACGUCGUGGAGGCCAUCGGCGGUGUCGGGUUUGAACCGGGGCAGAGCUCCGACCCGGGUGUGGUUAUUGCCGACUGCGGCGAACUCUCCGAUGAAUAGCCUGUUUCGCUUUUCCGUUGCUGUUGAUUUGAAAAGAAUUUGCUAUUUGGUGUGUUAAGUGUGUGUUUGUACUUUUCCCUCUACGUUUGAGCGAAGUAUAUGUAUUUGGCGGUUAAAUAAAUGAAGUUACGACAGGGUUGUCACGCCGGCGGGCGUGCCACCGGUUGUACCUGGUUCAACCUGUACCGGUCAUAAAACCGGCGUGACACCACCGGUAUGACCGGCAUGAUCGAUAUACGAAUCUCUAAGUAAAAUAACUUUAUUUUAGUGACUUUAAUUGUUAAAAAAUAUUUUAUUAUUUAUUUUAUGAGUAUAUAUGUUAAAUAUUGAUGUUAUUUGUUGGAUUCAAGUAUAAAUGUUUAGGUAUUGA
Messenger RNA from Linum trigynum, 972 nucleotides. The record is from the annotation of a GenBank genome assembly. NCBI's taxonomy places the organism in Eukaryota, Viridiplantae, Streptophyta, Magnoliopsida, Malpighiales, Linaceae.